Penaeus vannamei (Pacific white shrimp) is the source of this 3756-nucleotide messenger RNA. The record is from RefSeq and is a predicted model, not a curated record. NCBI's taxonomy places the organism in Eukaryota, Metazoa, Arthropoda, Malacostraca, Decapoda, Penaeidae.
AUGGAGCCAUUUACGAAACCAGUAGACACCACAGAAUUUCCAACCUACGAAGAUGUUGUAGUUCAUCCAGUGGACUUCACUUCACUUGAACGAAACAUCAAACGCAAAUUUUAUGGUUCUACUGAAGCAUUUUCAUCUGAUGCAAGAUGGAUUGUGCACAACUCGGUGAUAUUCAACGGAGCCAAUUCCAAAGUGACAUCAAUGGCUCGUUCUUUGGUGAAAAUUCUGAAGCAGGACAUGAGUGAGAUUGAAACAUGCCCAGACUGUUAUAUGAAUGCUCACCAAAAGCCCAAGACUUGGUUCAUCGAAGCAUGUAGAUCUGCACAUCCUUUGAUCUGGGCAAGAUUGAAAGGUUUUCCAUUCUGGCCGGCAAAAGCUGUGAAGUGGAGAGAUGGAAAUGUAGAUGUCAGAUUUUUUGGCAGACAUGACAGGUCUUGGGUUCCAGUUAAAGAGUGCUUCCUCUUCUCAGAACAAAUGCCAACACCACUUAAAAACCGUAAUAAAACACUAGAAUCAUGUCUUCAGGAGGUAAAUGAGCACAUAGUCAAGCUGCGUGAAAGGUUUGGAAGAUUCAAAUAUGCACCUCAUCGUGUUCAGUUCAAUCCACUAGAUGCUGACCAAAUAAAGAUCAUGCUCCCUAACUAUAAAACACCAGUUCCUGUGAGAGUUCGGUCACAGUCCAGAGCUUUCUCCAGAUUGUCUGGUCAUUCAGAUGAUGAGACAUCUUCUGUUGCGUCAACUGAUAGUGGUGCUUCAGUGAGACGACGCAAACGAGAAUCUGGAACUUCCUCAGCCACACAAGAGACCGAGACUGAGGCAGAGAUUCCCAGUCAGACCUCAGAUCAUGGGGAUGAAGACAACAUGGAAGAAGGGAAUGAAAGUGCCAAGAAAGAAGAAAAGCCUUUAGCUGAUCCAGAGAUUAAGAAGGAGACCAAGGAUGAAGAUGAAGAACUAGAAGGUUUUCCAGAGAGAGGUGAAGAUGAGGAGGAGGACAAAUUAAAAGGAGAAGUUGAUCCAAAACCUGACAUCGAGGAUGAUGGAGAUGAAUAUGAUGAAUAUCCUGUAGGGAACUUUGAGGAUGAGGAAGAAGACAAUGAGGAAGGUGAUGAAAUGGCAUUAGUGAAUGGGAAACCAUCAGAAAUAAAGAGUGUCACUGAAAAAGUUGAUGAGAGUGCAGUAAAAAAAGAAACGGUAAGUGAGGAUGAAGAGAAAUCUAAUAGUAAAGAAGAAGUUGUGAAGAGGGAUAGAAAGUCACCAGAAAGUACUGAAAAAGAAAAUGCUGAUGUCAGUGCUGGCCAGUUCGAAAAAAAUAAGGGUUUGGAUGAAAGUGACAAGGAAGAAGGUGAGAGUGAGGAUGAAGAGGAAGAGGAAGAUGAGGAAGAUGAUGAGGAUGAUGAGGAAGUAGAAGAGGAGGAAGAGGGCCUUGGCAACCUUGUGCUAAGUACUGAAGGUGAAGAUGCAUAUGAAGAUGAAGAAACAAGUGAGAAAAUGGAGGCUGAAGAAUAUGAAAGAAAAGAGGAAAAUGAAGAAAAGUUGGUGGAAGAUUUGUUAAAAUCACGGACAGAGAGUAAAACUGAUGAAGAUAUUAGUGAAAGCAGAAUCAUGGACAAUGUAGCAGAAAAUGUAAAGGAAAGUGAUACAGAUGAGCUAGAAAGUGAAAGUUUGGAUAAACAGACACAGGGUGCACAGGAUAUUCAUGCAAGUAGUUUACAAGAAAAUUUAUUAAAUGUUCUGAAAAAAGAUGAAGGUGCAGAAUUAUCAGAUUCUGAAGAUGGUGCACAUAAAGCUUUAAAGGACAAAUCCAGAAUAGCAGCUCAGCUUCAAGAAAUUUUUAAAGAAAAAGAUGAAGGGUCUUCACCAGAAAAUCAAAGUGAAGAAAGUGAUGUGGAUGAGGAGGAGAGGGACAAAAGUUUAACAUUUAAAGAUUCUAAUGAGAAUGUGGAAAGUGAAAGUGAUUCAGAUGACUGUGAGAGUGAGUUGAAAAACAGUGUGAAAGAAAUAAAAUCUUUGGUUGAAAAGAAUGACAGUGAGAAUGAAAGUCAUUGCAAAGAGAAUAAAGGUGCUCUUACUAACAGUUUAGACUCCAAAGAAAGUGAAGAAAAGGGCACUACGUUACUUGUAAAUAUAGAUAAAAGUAGCCAUGAAAGAACUGAAGAAAAAGUCAGUAUAAAUAGAGAUUUGGCUGAAUCAAUACAGAACAAGUUGACUAGGGAAUUUGGAAAGUCUGCAACUGUAAACGAAUAUGAAUCAGUUCAUAAAGAUGCUUCAAGUGUGCGUGAUGUAGAAACCAUGGAUAUUGAUGAAUAUUCAGUGAGUAAGAAAGAAGGGAAAAAGCAAGAUGUAGAUAGUAAAGCAGAAGAUGAGAAAAUGGAAGUUGAGGGUAGUGUCAGCAGCAAAAGCACUCUACUCGAUGCUGUUCAGCUAAUGAAGAACAUGGGAACAAUUGCAAUAACAAGAGUGGAUGGAAAAACUUUGGAACAUGGUAGUGGAAGUGCCAGGGAAAAAGAGAGAGCAGAAGGAAAUGAUGAUAGAAAGAGUAGCAGUGAUGAUUCAAACAGAAAUACCCCAAACUCUCAGAGACCAUCUCCAGCUCCAAGAGUUUCAGAAAAAGAUAUGGAGCAGCACAUAUCUUCUUUAGGUUGUAGUGUAAGUGUGACAAAAGCAGUAGAUAAGGAUAGAGAGAAGGAGAAAGAAAAGGAAAAGGUUAAAAUGCCAUCUGGUGUGGAUACAACACGUCUUAGUCCUUCUAUUUCAAUCAUUCCUGUAGCUAGUGCAGCAGAGCGACAGCGAACAAAAACCACCAUUGCUCCAUCAGCUUCACCAAAUGAAAGUCAAAAUUCACCAACAGUUUCGACACAAAGCGCUCCAAGAACUUCUCCUGCUGUAAGUCAGAAUCCUUCAACAAGCACAUCAAGUAUAUCUGAAACGACGCCAUCAACUGCAACACAGAGUGCUACCCAGAGAGUAUCCUCUGCAUCAUCCAGUAGUUCGCCACAGACUGCUGGUGGAAAUAAUAUUCCUCCCCCUCCACCUCUUUCUCACCCUCAGGCUUCACAGAGUAGUGUCGUGGGUCCAAGAGGAGUGUUUGGUCCUCCACCCCCAGGAAGCCAGGUUUUAGGAAUGCCAGGUGCUCGAGGGCCCAUUAUGUCAAGUCCGGGCCUGAGAAUGAUGACCAGCUCUGGACCAGGUGUGUUGAUCCCAUCACGCAUGCCUGGGGGACCUGGCAUGACACCCACUAGACACCUACCACCAGAAGCAGGUCCACUCUCUUCACAGUUGCACAAACACUCACAAAAGUUGGCAGAAGUGAUGAGGGCCACUCUUGAAGAUGUCCUGGCAGGUCUUGUUGGAACUGGAACACCAGAAGCACGUCUGGCAGCCCUACAGUUAGAACUUGAGCGAACAAGUUGGCGACACCAGCAGGAACUGGCAGAAGUUCGGCAUAAUGCAGAUGUCAGAUUGAGAACAGAUGGAGCACAGAUGGUGGAAGCAAGAAGACAAAUGGAAAGACAAAUGAAACGCUGAAGUAAGAAGACAGAUGGAAGCAGAAAAAAAAGAGCUGUGGAAGAACUAAAAAGACAGUGGUGUGCUAAUUGUGGCAAGAUCUUUUUCUGCUGUUGGAAUACCUCAAUACUUGUACAUUGUAUCCCUGUACCUUAUGGAUCCGGGACGUUGCUCAAGGGAAAGUUGUACAGCUAUACAGAUGACGUGAACAAAGUGUCAGGAGCUCCAGUGCGACUAAAAGACUCGCCAUGA